Messenger RNA from Rhodamnia argentea, 1114 nucleotides. Its product is annotated as (+)-neomenthol dehydrogenase-like. The record is from RefSeq and is a predicted model, not a curated record. NCBI's taxonomy places the organism in Eukaryota, Viridiplantae, Streptophyta, Magnoliopsida, Myrtales, Myrtaceae. The transcript is spliced from 5 exons. Gene Ontology annotation, molecular function: oxidoreductase activity. Gene Ontology annotation, cellular component: membrane. The coding region runs from base 24 to 914 and encodes 296 amino acids.
UUUUCAUUUCCAGCUCAUCAGCCAUGGAAGACUCCAAACCUGAGAGGUACGCAGUUGUGACAGGAGCUAACAAGGGGGUUGGAUUUGCAGUGUGCAAGCUCUUGGCUUCCAAAGGGAUUGUGGUGGUGUUGACUGCUAGAGACGCGAAGAGAGGACUUGAAGCUAUUGACAAGCUCAAAUUAGAGCAUGGUCUCUCCGAUCAUGUCGUUUUCCACCAGCUUGAUGUCUCUGAUCCUGCCAGUGUUUCAUCUCUCGCUGACUUUAUUAAGCGCAAAUUCAGAAAGCUCGAUAUCCUGGUGAACAACGCCGGUGUUGGCGGAUCCAUUCUCGACGCUGAUGCUUUGAGAGUUUCCGGCAUUGGAAAGAAGCAAGUCGACUGGAGUAAAAUCGCAACAGAGACAUAUGAAUUAACUGAAGAGUGCCUGAACAUUAACUAUUAUGGUGCCAAAAGGAUGGUUGACGCAUUCAUUGGUCUCCUCCAACUAUCAGACUCACCCAGGAUCGUCAAUGUUUCCUCGUCGGCAGGGAGGCUAGAGUAUCUACCGGAGGGCUGGGCCAAAGAAGUGUUCAGUGAUGCCAAGAGCCUCACGGAAGAAAAAAUGGACGAGGUAUUAAAGGAGUUCUUAAAAGAUUUCAAAAAAGGUUCUCUUAAGACCAAAGGUUGGCCUGCUCAACUAUCAGCAUAUGCAGUCUCCAAAGUGGCCUUGAACGCAUACACGAGGAUUAUAGCAGCAAGUUACCCCGCGUUUCAUAUUAAUUGCGUCUGCCCUGGAUUUGUCAUGACGGACAUCAAUUGCAACACUGGCUUCUCGACUCCAGAGGAAGGUGCAGAGGGUCCUGUGAGCCUGGCCUUGUUGCCCAAUGGCGGUCCAUCUGGUCGAUUCUUUCAGGGGACAAAAGAGGCUACAUUCUGAUCGAAGAUGCUCCUUUUCAUAUGAGGGAAUGUAGCAAUUUGAAAUCUAUUGUCCGUGUGUGAGAUUCAAACAUUGGAAUAGCUAAUGAAAGAUUCUGAUAUAUCGUUGGAUAUUUGGACAGCUCUUGUUUGGUGUGAGCAAUAUGAUUUGAGAGCAGCAAUAAAGUACAUGCCUUCCUCAAAAUACUUCAAGAUUAUGCA